UGUAACCUAAACGUAACCUCAAAAUCAAAAUAUACUUCAAAACAAAAUUGUAAUUUGUUAAUAGAUUUUUAUGAACAGGAAGACUAGCAACUGAAGUUUUAGUUCUAAUAAUUCAAUCAUGCUAUCAAUGAAGAGAUUAUCUACCUUUACUGCCACUAAAAUACAAUUAAACGUGCGUUGCAAUUCAAAAAGUGGCUUUUUAGAAAGGCAAAUAAACAAACAUUGUAGCAUUAAUCUAACUAAGUUGUGCUCAUCUUUAUCCACAUUACAUAAUUUAACACACAAAUCCAGGCAUCCGCAAUUAGUAAAAUUCAAUGCGGAAUAUAAAGCUGCUCUGGCACUGUUCAGGAGAUCAAACUUGACACAAAUAUCAACUCUAUUCAGCAAUCCAUCUCGGGGCAUACAUACAAGUUCUGCUAAAUACAGUCAACCAAAUGAUGAUAAAGAUCAGAAUAAAAAUGAUAAGAAGAAACAAGAAGAUGCCACUUUGUCUUCAUUACUCAUGAAAGCUGCUUUUUGGAUGAUUGCGACAAGCAUUUUCAUCAUAAUGAGCACUCUAAUGGUGCCUGGUGAUACUACUUCUCCAAAUGAGGUUGUCCGAUAUGUAUCAUGGAAUGAAUUUGUGUACAACAUGUUGGCCAAGGGUGAAGUGGAGCAGCUUAUUGUUAGACCUGAUAUAGAAGUAGUUACUAUAAUUCUUUAUGAAGGUGCUAUUGUUAAGGGGAGAAGGGCAACACAUCGAGUACACCACAUGAAUAUCGGUGAUAUCCACAGAUUCGAGGAGAAGCUUCGAAAUGUUGAAAAGAGCCUAGGUGUUAAAGAAGGUGUGCGAGUCAUAUAUGAUAGAAACGGUGGGCUGGCUAGCAAGGUGAUCACGACUCUGCUGAUUGCAGCCCUGGUCAUCUCUCUGCUCUACUCCAGUAAGAAUAUGAGGAUGAAUAUAAAUCUUGGAGGAUUUAGCCAGUUAAGUCGAGCCAAAUUUACUCUUGUUGAUUCAAUGAGUGGACAAGGCAAGGGGGUGAAGUUUGAUGAUGUGGCAGGCCUUAGGGAGGCCAAGAUUGAAGUCAUGGAGUUUGUGGAUUAUCUAAAGAGACCCGAACAUUACAAGAGCCUCGGAGCCAAGGUGCCGAAGGGUGCGCUCUUGCUGGGUCCGCCGGGGUGCGGCAAGACGUUGCUGGCGAAGGCUGUAGCAACUGAAGCGAACGUACCCUUUCUCUCUAUGAACGGCUCCGAGUUCAUUGAAAUGAUUGGAGGCCUUGGAGCUGCUAGAGUCAGGGAUUUGUUCAAAGAGGCUGCGUCGCGUGCACCAUGCAUCAUCUACAUAGAUGAGAUGGAUGCUGUUGGUCGCGCGCGGUCCUCGGGCGCCGGGUCGUGGGCACCAGGAGGAGGCGGCGGCGGCGAAAGCGAGCAAACACUCAACCAACUGCUUGUAGAAAUGGACGGCAUGCGAAGCCGGGACGGCGUCGUCGUACUCGCCUCUACGAACCGAGCUGACGUCCUCGAUAAGGCUCUGUUAAGACCGGGUCGCUUCGACCGACACAUCUUGAUCGAUCUGCCGACUUUACAAGAGCGGGAAGAAAUCUUCGAGCGGCAUUGUAAAAGCAUCGUGUUAGAAGAACUGCCACCUUAUUAUCUAAAGCGUUUGGCGUAUUUGACACCUGGGUUCAGCGGUGCGGAUAUCGCUAACGUAUGCAACGAGGCAGCAUUACGCGCUGCCACCAACAAACAGAAUAUCGUACGCGCACAGGAUUUGCAGCACGCUAUUGAAAAAGUCGUAGGUGGUACAGAGAAGCGAAGUCACGCGCUGUCGCCAGUGGAGAAGCGAGUGGUAGCGUACCACGAGGCGGGGCAUGCUCUCACAGGCUGGUUGCUGGAGCACACGGAGGCACUCCUCAAAGUCACCAUCGUGCCUCGUACCAACCUCGCACUCGGCUUCGCGCAGUACACGGGAUCAGACCAGAAACUGUACUCCAAACAAGAGUUAUUCGACCGCAUGUGUAUGGCGCUGGGCGGGAGAGCUGCGGAGGCGAUAACAUUCAACUCUGUUACGAGCGGCGCGCAAAAUGACCUGGAAAAAGUUACCAAGAUCGCCUACGCUCAGGUGAGGAUCUAUGGCAUGUCACCGGAGGUCGGUCUGGUGUCGUUCCCCGACAAAGAAACCGGCAAGAGUCCGUUCAGCAACAAACUGAAGAACCUCAUCGAUCUUGAAGCACGAAAGUUGAUAGCAAACGCUUAUUAUCGCACUGAAGGUAUCCUCAGGGAAAAUCAAGACAAACUUAUCGCUCUCGCUGAAGAACUUUUAAAAAAGGAAACUUUAAACUUCGAAGAUGUGAAGGCAAUUCUUGGCCCACCGCCGUUCCCUAGAAAGAAAUUCAUAGAUCCCGUGGAGUUCGAGAACAAUCUGAAGAGUUUGGAGCAAGCUGCUACUCCUCAAGAGCCUUCUAACUUAGGCGCGCCAUCCGCUAAGUCAGACCAGCCCGGCAUCGACCAUCUUAUAUAAAUGUUAACUUUUUAGGCCUUUCGUACACUAAUCCAGAGAUGGCGAACUACUGGCAUAUGUGCCAUAAAAUAUACGACACAACAUUUUAGACACUUCCAUUAUAAAAAAAAAAAUUAAGAAAAAGUA
Molecule: messenger RNA, 2626 nt
Organism: Papilio polytes (common Mormon)
Lineage: Eukaryota; Metazoa; Arthropoda; Insecta; Lepidoptera; Papilionidae
Gene: Spg7
Product: paraplegin
Exons: 15
Coding region: 119-2500 (793 amino acids)
Biological process (GO): mitochondrial protein processing; protein-containing complex assembly
Cellular component (GO): m-AAA complex; membrane
Molecular function (GO): ATP binding; metalloendopeptidase activity; ATP-dependent peptidase activity
Source: RefSeq, a predicted model, not a curated record